Impatiens glandulifera is the source of this 2101-nucleotide messenger RNA. Its product is annotated as proteoglycan 4. Bases 64 to 1980 code for a protein of 638 amino acids. The record is from RefSeq and is a predicted model, not a curated record. Lineage: Eukaryota; Viridiplantae; Streptophyta; Magnoliopsida; Ericales; Balsaminaceae. The transcript is spliced from 2 exons.
UUAUAUUAUGAUCCAUAACCGAAUCAUCUAAAUUCAUCAAUUUAUUACUCACAAGUCACAUUCAUGGCAGACCAAAGACAACAACCAUCACGGUUUAAGUUCAUAUGGGGAGGAGCCGGUUCGACUCCCCCAACCACCCGAACUCCCAUUAGAUCAACUUCCGGUUUGGAUCAAACAACAAAUCCUCCUAUAAGGCGUCAAUCCACCCGACAAACUCAACCGCCACCGCCUUCACAGUCUCGCCCAUCGGUUCAACCCCCAACCACUCGAACUCCCGUUAGAUCAGCUUCUGGUUUGAAUAUUCCCAAGGAAACCAAGAACGAGGUGGAACCGAAAAAGCUCCCACAAGAAUUGGAUUCAAUCAAAAAACCCGAACCUUCUACAACCAACGAUGAAAAAGGCUCAAAAACAACAAACAAUUCCAAAGAAACCUCGAAACUUGCCUCACAAGAAAGUUCAAAGCCUACGUCAACUUCUCAGCCCGAGCCUUCAUCGAUGAAACCUGAUCUUUCGGGACCUAAAUCAGCGACGUUUGAGAUAAAGACAUCGCCAAAGCAUCCGCUAGAGGAAGAAAAGACAUCCAAACAAACAACCCAAGACUCUGAAUCUUCCGCAGCCAAAGAAUCCACGUUACUUGUCCCACAAGAAACUACAAAGCCAGCAAUUUCUUCACCGGAUAUCCUAAACCCUACCCCGACGUCGGAUGAGUCUUCGAUCUCCGUAUCCGAUCUCGCACAAAAAACAAAAUCUUUUACAACCAAAGAACCCGCAUUACUUGUUCCACAAGAAACCAAAAACCCGACAAAUUCUUCACAGGAGACACUAAACCCUAAGUCUUCAAUCUCCACAUCCAACAUUGCACAAAAACCGGAAUCUUCUACAACCAAAGAACCUGCCUUACUUGUUCCACAAGAAACCACAAACCCGUCAACUAAUUCUUCACCGGAUACCCUAAACCCUAAGUCUUCAAUCUCCACAUCGGACGUUGCACAAAAAUCGGAAUCUUCUACAACCAAAGAACCUGCGUUACUUGUUCCACAAGAAACCAGAAACCCACCAACUUCUUCACCGGAUACCAUAAACCCUAAGUCUUCAAUCUCCACAUCUUCUACAACCAAAGAACCCAUGUUACUUGUCCCACAAGAAACUACAAACCCGAAAACUUCUUCACCAAAGUCGGAGACAAAAACAACACAACCAAAACCCGAGCCAGAGACAAUAACAAAAACGGAAAAGUUGCCACAAGAAGCCGACAAAACAUUAGUAGCUGCAACACAUGAUAUAAUCAAGAUCGUGCGGGAAUCAAAUCAUAAGAUAACUUCAACCAACGGCGGUGGAGAUCGAAUACAUCCCAUGAAAAACGAAAUAAAAGAGGAUAACAAUUCUAGCCUCGUCAAGAAAUCUGGUCUAGACAAUCCAAAGUAUCCAAUAGAAGGAAAACAAGUAACCGUCAUAACCUUAGCCGGGGAAAACAGAGGUGCAUCAAUGCAACUCGGUUCGGAUUCUGCGAAAGAAGCCAUGCACAUUCAUAGGGGUUACCAAAGAGAAGAGAAUCAUACCGAAAACAAAUCCAAAGCACAACAUGUGAAAGAGACAAAGGCAAAAGAAGAUGAUCAUGAAGGGCCAAUUAUGAGAACUUUAAUCAAUAGUAAUGUACAAAGCAUCAACAACUCGAUUGUCUUCAACAGUUCCGUGUCGAAAAGGGACCCGGGCGUCCAAUUCACGUUUCCUAAAGGUCUCAAAGAAGAAGAAUCGUCAAAAUUGCGCGAAAAAAAAGAAACUUUUGAUGCAAAGAAGAUGCAGUUUGAAGUUACACCUUCCAAACAGGUUGCUUAUGAGCCUCGAGUAAGAAGAAGGUGUUUGAAAGGGCUUCUCAUGGAAUCGAGCGAUUCGGAUUCAGAUAAUCCUGAAAAGAAUAGUCGGCAUGGCUGUCGAUAUGUUCGUGGAGAGAAGAGUGACAUGAACAUUCAAAUAAACUAAUGGCAUUACAUAAAUAUAACUAUAAUAAAAAUAAGAUGAAUGCAAGUACUAUGAUAUGAAUAAAUUGACAAAUGAUUGAUAUUUGAUACAUUUCAAUAAAAUAAUUUAAUUUGUUUUCCCA